AUGCCCAAGAAAAUUACCGUCCUCGGUGCCGUCGCCGCUCUCGCUCUUGCCUCGCAAGAUGCCCAAGCGUUUGCCCCACCUGCUUCUUCUGUCGUCGUUCGACCAACUAUGACCAGUGCCCUUUUUGCCGAGGAGCCGAAGUCAGCUGAAGGUGCAGUCUUUGUUCCACCAGAAGAACCAGCAAAAGGAGAAGAAGAAGAAGAAGAGGCCACUGAAAUUGGAUUGGAAGUCGCUGAAUUGUUGGGACGAGGAGCCGCCAAGGCCAAGCGCGGAAAGAGAAAGGGUGGAUCUACAGCUCCCAAGGCAACCAAGGCUGCUGUCUCACUUGCUCCUGAAGAAGAAUUCUACGAAGGUCCUCCUGCCAUCACUGAGACUAUUGUCCCCACCAUCUCUAUCCUUACUGUGGUUGGAAUCAUUCCUGCUGCUGCCGCAUGGGCCCGCCAAGCUUGGGUUCGAUACAGAAUCACUUCCCGUCGUAUCCGUGUGACUUCUGGAAUCGGAGGAAAGGACAUGGCCGAAAUUGUUUACCCCGACAUUGUCGAAAUCAGAACAGUCAAGAGAUUGUUCGGAGAUGGUGACAUGGUCGCCUUCUUGCGAGAUGGAGCCAAGUUUGAGAUGAGAAAUAUUCCCAACUUUGAAGAAACCAUGGAAUUCAUCUUGAAGAAUGUUGACAAGGAUGUCGCUGAUACCUACCGUUCAAAGGGAGAUGUCACCGAGCCAUAA
Molecule: messenger RNA, 723 nt
Organism: Cylindrotheca closterium
Lineage: Eukaryota; Bacillariophyta; Bacillariophyceae; Bacillariales; Bacillariaceae
Source: the annotation of a GenBank genome assembly